Chanos chanos (milkfish) is the source of this 1820-nucleotide messenger RNA. RefSeq names its product tumor necrosis factor receptor superfamily member 14-like. The transcript is spliced from 8 exons. The record is from RefSeq and is a predicted model, not a curated record. Bases 368 to 1135 code for a protein of 255 amino acids. Gene Ontology annotation, biological process: apoptotic process; signal transduction; defense response to Gram-positive bacterium. Lineage: Eukaryota; Metazoa; Chordata; Actinopteri; Gonorynchiformes; Chanidae. Gene Ontology annotation, cellular component: membrane; external side of plasma membrane. Gene Ontology annotation, molecular function: protein binding; transmembrane signaling receptor activity.
ACCGAAACCAAAGGCAGAGACUUGGAAAAAACAGACGACAUGGCACUCUACAAACCAUCGAAGUAAGUGCUCCCUCCAGAGUUGAAAACCAGCCUCAUUUCCAAAUGGAGAGCAUCAGAGAUCUUCACGACUUCUGUUCUGGAAAAUGAGGAUAAUCAUGUUUAUAUUAAACGUCUAUUUUUUUAUCCGCAAUCACUCUGUUUCAUCACUUUCAUCUCUGCAUCGGUGCAUGUGGUAAAGCUGAAUACGAAGUGUACGGGGAAUGUUGUCCUAUGUGUGGACCUGUAAGUGCUCCAUCCAGAGUUGAAAACCAGCCUCAUUUCAAUAUGGAGAGCAUCAGAGAUAUUCAGGACUUCAGAUCUGGAAAAUGAGGAUAAUUAUGUUAAUAGUGCACAUCUAUUUUUUAUGCACAUUGGCUCUAUUUCAUAACUUUCAACUCUGCAUCAGUACAUGUGGUAAAGCUAAAUACGAAGUGAACGGAGAAUGUUGUCCUAUGUGUGGUCCUGGAUUUCGUGUCUACAAACAUUGUACUGAAUACACAUCUACGUUAUGUAUACCCUGCACUCCAUCCACUUUCACUGAUUUACCCAGUGGUUUAGUAAAGUGUAUUCAAUGUACAGUCUGUGAUUCCAGACAAGGGUUAAGAACAAAGACAGAGUGCACAUUGACUGCAGACACCAUCUGUGAACCACGUGAAGGAUUUUACUGUAUUGACCGACACAAACACAGUUGUAAAGAAGCUUUUGAACACUCAAAGUGUAAACCUGGACAAUACAUCGUACAGAAAGGAACAGCAGAUACAGACACUGUGUGUGGUGACUGUGUUGGUGAAACUUACUCAGACGGUUCAUUCUCAUCUUGUCUGCCGCAUACACAGUGUGAGAGUUCUGAUGGAGUUGUGAGAAGGGUAAAAAGACCAGGAACUCAUUCAUCAGAUACUGAAUGUGAAGAAACACACGUAGUUCCCAUCAUCGUUCCUGUUUUAUUUUUAAUAAUUGGUUCAGCCGUGGUAUUAGUACCUCUUUAUUUUUGUUGGUACAGAAAAAGGAAACCCAAGACUCCAGGAAGAGAAGAUACAAGGACAGAUGGUGGUGCAGGGGAAUUACUGACAACAAAUUCAGAGGGAGAACACUGAAGAUCAGCAGCACAGUGCAGUCUAACAGCUGUCUCUAUAAUGUCAGAUGUAGAUCUUCAUGUUUAUGUGUAACACAUAACUAUUUUUCACAUUCCCUAAUAAUUAUGAAUAGACUGCGAGAAAUAAACUGUAAAAAAUGUAUUAUGCAAAAAAGACACAUAACAAAAACAGUUGUGCUGCCUGACAAGGGGAAUAUCUGGUCUGGAUCAGCUGGUGUGGCAGAUACUCAAAAAACAAAAGAUAAAACAUAUCUCAGGAGAAAUAGGGAGUAUGGUUCGCCAUGACGUUUCUGCACUUAUGAUUGAUUCAGUAAGACCAGCGCUGGCGGAGCAUGCAACACCAAUUUCAGCAACUCCAGGGCCAAGUUGCUGACAUGUGUAUUACUGUCUGGGAAGGCACAGAGGAGCCCAGACCAGGACUCCUGACGCACCUGCAAAGGGAGGACCAAGGGUAGGCUCUGGAGAGCCCAAACUUCACCCAUGAACAAAGCACAGUGACACUGAGCACUUUCUAACUGCUUUUGAAAGAGUGGCAGCAGCAUGCCAGCGGCCAGAGGUGACAUGGGCUAUAGACUCAUACCCCUCUUUACAGGGAAAGCCCAAAGCGCCUAGUGGCCAUGGACCAAUGAGGACAGGGCUGACUACAGUACAGUCAAAGAGUGCAUUUUGAAGAAAUAUGAAAUCAA